AUGAUUGCCUCUGCAAUUCUUCUUGUUUCCCUUUUGGUGAUGGUGUCCACUCAAGAGGAUCAAGAACAUCCAAAUAUUGAUCCCAAACCUCGUGAAGAUAAAAAAGCCGAUGGUUUGAUCCGUUCCAAGAGAAGCUUUUGCUGUGAUAUUUGCAUGUGUGGUACGUGUGAAUACUCGGAAGGAUAUAUGGAUUCGUGGUGUUGCAGUGACCAUUAUGUGCAUGUGUGC
Messenger RNA from Mesorhabditis belari, 228 nucleotides. Lineage: Eukaryota; Metazoa; Nematoda; Chromadorea; Rhabditida; Rhabditidae. The record is from the annotation of a GenBank genome assembly.